This is a messenger RNA of Bemisia tabaci, 1692 nucleotides long. The record is from RefSeq and is a predicted model, not a curated record. NCBI's taxonomy places the organism in Eukaryota, Metazoa, Arthropoda, Insecta, Hemiptera, Aleyrodidae.
UGAAAAUAUUUCUUGUUUCAGGGAAUUAUUGGAUUGUCACGGAACUUUCACUAAACUGUCAGUAUCAGUUUUGAGUGUGCUCUAAAAACAUGUAUGAAUGGAGCAACUUCAGCGAAAUGACUGGAAAACUUCCCCGAAUGCACCGCUUCCCAAGAAUUUUGGACGAUCCCUCACUGGAUUCCAUUUUUGAAAAUACAACACCUGCUGCUGCUCUUCUCAUUCCACCCCCUGGCUACGUUACAGAUGAAUCAUUCGAUGUAAGGGAAAUGUUAGAUCCUUCGUUUGGUCAAAAUGCACCUUCUGACAUCCUGGAACUUCCCUUAAAUUCUCCGAUUCCCACAAGUCCAGUAUUCCCUUCAAGUGCUUUGCGUCCCUCGUAUGGUCAAAAUCCACCUUCGCCACAAAUUACUCCAUAUUCUGGAUACAUUCAGGGUGGAGAAGGAUCCGCUGCACCCAGUUCGCCGCCUAGAAGUUCAUCCGGAGUUAGACGGAGUCCAUCCGGAGGUGAAGGUGGAGCGCCAGACACAGUGGAUUGGAGGUGCCCCGAAUGCGGAAAAUCCUACCAUAACAAAGAGACAAUAUACGCGCAUAAAUAUAAUCAUUUCGCAGUUCGCAAAGGCUAUACCACGUGCAGGAGAUGCCGUGCACCCCCUCUCAAAAUACCCGUGGGCCGUUAUGUCUGCGACAUUUGCGGAGAUUCUUUCGGUGCUCCCGGCUAUUUCAAAGGGCACCUGCAGAGCCACACAGGAGAGACGGUCUGUCCCAUAUGCUGGGCAUUUAAUUCAUCGCCGGCUAAUAAGACCAAGCAUUUGGCAAAACACCACCAGGGUCCUCGGAAUCCCUAAAAUUGGAAUCUGUAAGGAACUAGAAGAUUUUGGAAUCGGAAAAACGCGAUCUACAUACAUAAAAAAUCAUUUAAUAUAAGUGUAACACUCUAACAGUGUGUAUUAUUAGUUGUAAAUCUUCGUCAAUUAAGUACCGAGGGUAUGGAUUUGCUCGAAAAAUGAAAACGUGAUUAGAUCGACAAAUUAUUAAAAAACAUCAAUUAUUGGCUGCAACUACCUCGUUAUUAUUUUCAUUGAUCCUAACUGCUAACCGCAACAUGUUUAAUUAUUAAAAAUCAGUUGUCAAUUUGAUUUAGACCCCCUGCUCAAACAUGCUGGAAAGUGUGGGGACUCACGUGACAAAAUUGCAGACAGUGUUGUGGUUGUUGCUCUGCAAAAAUUGCUGGACUGUCGUUUCAACUGUGAGCGCCAAAUUUUCCUAGGCCUCGACAGCGGGAAGCUUGCAGGGAUCCCGUGGGGUCCCCCACUCAGAAAGUGGUAGGGGGUGCUCUUGGGGCCAUUCGCCACCGACCCUCUUUAGCCAUACCUGCUGCUCCUCGGCCGUGUCAACAUUCGACUGUUUUUGCAUGGAGGAGUUAGGUGCAAAAAUGGCCCGAAUAGCAAAAUCGAGAUUCCAAAAAACAGCGAUCGAAUAUUUCAUUACAGUACCAAUUUGAUACAUUAUCAGGUAUUGCAUUGGCUGAGGUCAAAAAAAGUUAGUCUAUAUCCUCGAGUUCAAGUUGGCACGAGAGAAACAUAGAAAGAUAUUGUUGAAAAUGAGAAAAAAAAAACCGAAAUGAUGUAUUCUCGUAGUUUGUGCAUAGUCUGAUUUGCAAAGUACAUUUUGUGUUUAAAUGCCUGAUACUAA